CUGAGGCUCCUUUUGCACCGCCCACUCCAUUUCCCCACAGUCAACAGGAAGACUGGAGGCCAAAGAGAGCAGACACACUCUGCAGGAGAGGAAGGACGUAGAAAGGUCCAGCUGUACAUUCAGAACAAAGGAAAACAACCAAGGCAAAGGAAUGAGCAAGAAUCAGAAAGAAGUGAAGAAAAUCCAGACGGUCUAUCUGCAGAACUUGGAAAAACUGAACCAGGGGAUAAAGCCAGAGAAGAAAAGUUGGAAGCCAAAGGAAGGAGACUUUGCUGUGCAAACAGCGAUGGAAAAGCUGCGACAGCCUCCAGCAGCUGGACAAGUAAACAAAAGCUCAGCUCACAGAAUCAGCAGAGACCUGACCUGCUCCAUCUGCCUGGAUCUUUUCAAGCAGCCGGUGUCCUUGCCCUGCGAUCACACCUUUUGCCUGGGGUGCAUUGAGGGCUACUGGUCAGGUCCCCGGGGCGCCGGGCAGGGGGGCACAGGCUCCUGCCCCCAGUGCAGGAAGGUGUACCCCGGACAGAGCUACAGGCCCAAUCGCAUUGUCGCCAACAUAGUGGAGAGCUACUGUCACGGUCUGGAGGAGAGUGGGCCCGGGGCGCGCCUGCCGGAUGUUGGGGUGGCAGAGAGGGCCCCUGCGCCGGUCCCCCGCUGCAGCAGACACAGAGAGGAGCUGAAGCUGUACUGUGAGGAGGACCAGGAGCUGGUGUGUCUGGUGUGCGGCGUCUCCCAGGAGCACAGGAGUCACACCAUGAUGUGUGUGCAGGAGGCUGAGCAGAAGUACAGGGCGUCCCUGAACAGCUCCAUGGAUUCCCUCAAAGUUGAGCUCAACAUGGCGCUGCAGUGUGACAGAGAAGCUGAGGACGAGGUUAAAAAGCUCAAGGACCACACCGCCGACCUCAAGCAGCGCAUCGAGGCCCAGUUCAGUGACCUGCACCAGUUUCUGUACCAGGAGGAGAAGCUGCUGCAGGUGAAGCUGAAGACGGAGGAGCGGCGGGAGCUGAUCCGCCUGGACGAGCACAAGGCCCUGCUGUGCGUGGAGAUCUCCCGUCUGCAGGGAGCCGUCCACGAGAUCGAGGACAAGCUGAAGGAGCAGGACCCGUUCACUCUGCUGCGGAGCAUCAAACUGCUGCUCCAGAGGCCAUCGCUGAAAUUUGAGAAACCAGCGUUUACUCCGCCCAGUCUGUGCGAGGGUCGGUUUGCAGGACCACUGCAGUACAGAGUGUGGAAAUCCAUGAAGGGAAGCAUCUACCCAGUUCCAGCAGCCAUCACUUUUAACUCCAGCACAGCCAACCCUUGGCUCAGCCUGACCUCCUCCCUCACCUGCGUCCGCUACCAGACCUUCAACCACACCGUGCAGGACAACCCCCACAGGUUCAACGCUGCCCUGUCGCUGCUCGGAAGCCAGGGCUUCACCCACGGACGCCACUACUGGGAGAUCGAAGUCUACAGCAGCACAGUCUGGACCGUGGGGGUGGCUCGAGAGUCGGUGCCCAGAAAGGGGGUCAUCAAAGCCCUCCCCGCCAAUGGCUUCUGGACUCUCUCCCUCUCUUACGGGAUACAGUACAUGGCAGGCACCUCCCCUCCGACUGUCCUGUCCCUGGAGGAGCCGCUGGCCAGGAUCGGAGUGUACCUGGACUACAAGAGGGGCCUGGUGUCCUUUUACAACGCAGAGAGCAUGACACAUCUCUACACCUUCAGGGAGAACUUCACUGAGACGCUGUACCCUUACUUCAAUCUGGGCUUCCUGGAUAAGGUGCAUGAAAAUGAGCCUCUCAAAGUUUUCUUACCAAAGAUUUAACAAACUGGGGAAAAAGUGGUGACUAAAGGGUAAAAGAAAGAGUCAAACAACAAUACCAAAAAAAGAGAAAACAUACUUUAUAGUGUACAGAAUUAGAUACAUACAUAUUUGUAUUUGUACAACAGUUGAUAUUAGACCCGUGUCCAACAGAAACACGUUGUUCAGUAUGUAGACUGGAUCUACUGCCGCACAUUUCAUUUCAGAGAAGCUGUGCUUUGGUGAAGAAUGUGAAACUGUCUGGUUACCUGACUGUUUGAGGUUAAAUGUAUGUGCUAUUGUGGUUAUCUUGUUAUUAAUGCAUGAUACAUUAAUACAUUCAAGUAAACGCCUUAAUCAUAUGGUUAUUUUUGACAUUUUUUGAAAAUGUACAGUGUCAGUGUGUCAUGUUUUUGUUGGUCAUAUAGUGUCAUUAUACCAUUCUAACAAUGUAUAUGAUGCAUUCAAAAGCUUUGGAAAACAGAGUUUAUAAUAUUUCUUUUGAUGUGGACAAUGGUUAUAAUUUGUGAAAUUUACUUUGUAUUUGCUGUACAAGUAGAGGAAUCUAUUGUACCAGCUGCCCACCCUUGACAAUCCAAAGCCUGAUGCAUGUUAUGCGGCACCCAAUAUCACUAUUUUAAUAAAAGUAUUUCUUGAAAAUUA
Molecule: messenger RNA, 2440 nt
Organism: Scophthalmus maximus (turbot)
Lineage: Eukaryota; Metazoa; Chordata; Actinopteri; Pleuronectiformes; Scophthalmidae
Gene: trim69
Product: tripartite motif containing 69
Exons: 6
Coding region: 152-1801 (549 amino acids)
Molecular function (GO): zinc ion binding; protein binding
Source: RefSeq, a predicted model, not a curated record